Messenger RNA from Ostrinia furnacalis (Asian corn borer), 1924 nucleotides. RefSeq names its product ceramide-1-phosphate transfer protein. Gene Ontology annotation, cellular component: cytoplasm; membrane; cytosol. Gene Ontology annotation, biological process: ceramide transport; intermembrane lipid transfer. Lineage: Eukaryota; Metazoa; Arthropoda; Insecta; Lepidoptera; Crambidae. Gene Ontology annotation, molecular function: ceramide 1-phosphate transfer activity; ceramide 1-phosphate binding. The transcript is spliced from 4 exons. The record is from RefSeq and is a predicted model, not a curated record. The coding region runs from base 68 to 703 and encodes 211 amino acids.
CAGCUGAAUCUGCUGUUGUAUUCUUUGUGCAUUUUUAAAAAAUAAUUUAGAUUAAUUUUAGAGAAUUAUGUCGAACGAUAACACUUUAGAUUUGCACUAUGUGCAACAGAGUUUUCAGCGAAGUCUCAAAGAAGACGACGAUGUCGUCAUUGAGGCUUACAUUGAUGGAUACAACGAACUCGUAAAGUUCUUAAAUCUGAUUGGAUCGGUGUUUUCGUUCGUGAGUAGCGACGUAAAGAGUAAGAUUAAGGUGAUGGAGAAACAUAGGGAAGGGGAGACUGCUGUGUACUAUGAGUCUUUUAAGAAAAUGAUGAAGUAUGAGAAAGAAACGAGUCUCCACGACAAGAGCGGGUUUGUGUCGGGCUCGCGGACAAUGUUGCGAUUGCAUAGAGGCUUGGAUUUCAUCCGAUUAUUCUUGAAGCGGCUGAGUGAAGGUGACGAGACUAUGAGCACCUGCUACACGUGCCAGGGCUCGUACAAUGAAACGCUAGCCGAGUUCCACCCGUGGUACAUCCGUAAAGCCGCCACUCUUGCCAUGCACGCACUGCCAUCUAGACCAGAUUUAUUAAAAAAGAUAUUCGGGUCUGAAGAGAGCCUGACCGCAGCUAUGGCCAUCCUUCCUCAGACACUGAUGUCGUGCGACGAGGUAUACAGGCGAGUCGAGCAGUUGUACACAGACUUUGAGUUCCAUGAGUUGCCAUAGACAAAACAGACCACCAGUGUUCCAGACGAUUCCAGCUAAUGUUGCCAGUGUAAGAGGUAAUCGCGCUUUCAGUGUUGCCUGUUAAGUAAUAAUUUUAUGAGGCUGGUUGUCUUUUUGGACGCCUACUAAGUAAAAUGUUUAAGCUAAAAAACUUAAAAUUUUAAAAUUAUAAUAAUCUGAAGUAAGCAGUAUAAAACCAGUUCACAAUAAAUGCUGAUAUUGCAGAAUGAACAAAGAAAUACUUCCAUGCGUAUGCAUACUGAAUAGAAACGUACCUAAUAUUGAAUCGAUUGAUAGAUAUGUACUUGUUAUAAGAACAACUUUGCUUGGAAUACCCUGUAUCAGAUAAGUUAAAGUUAAAAAUAAGAUGAUGGUACAAAACUAAAGCAGGUCUGAUCAUAACAUCUUACACUAUUGAAUAUCAACUUGAUUGUUUUCAAGGGCUACCUAAACAAACUCCGACAAACUUUACUUCGACAUGUUACUCCGACACUACUGAAUAUCGACAUAACUUCGACACUACACUACUCAGACAAAGGAUAUUACGCCUUUGUACACGAAUUCCAUUCCAUUUAGACACGAAUUUUUUCGCCCUUUAUAAGUAUUUCCGACACUCCGUAUUCGAUAGUGCAGUAUAAGGAAAGGAAAACUUCGAUUCCUAAGUCAGUAAAUAUCUUUUAUUCCUUAUUAAAUGGAAGGAGACUGCGAAAUGUUUAUAUCAAUAGAAACUGAUAAUUUACGAUACAAUUUAAUUGUAGGUAAUUGUUUUUGAAGUCACGUAAUCUUGUUUUGCUAUCACGUUUGCUAUAACUACAACCAAGGUCGCUUAUUAAUGUUUUGCUCGUGUUUUAAAACACUGUGCAGUUUUUAAUCCUACUUUUUGAAAGAUAUUUGGCUAGAAUGUUGUUUUGAAUUUGGCGCUUUAGCUUAAUUUCCUUUCCACUGACGUUAUUUUUAUAGUUCUUAUUUGAUUCUUUCCAUAUAAUAAGAAAUAAAGAGAUUAUCAAUUAAAGAUACUUCUAUUGAACACUAUCUACUGAUAACAGUAAUUUCAUUUUAUCGGUGUUGUAAAAUUGAUGACGUAAGUUUGACGUGGCCCUUAUCAACGAAGGGAUUAACUUUGGUGCCGCUUUUAAUCGACUUUGUCCAGCUGAUUGCUUGCUAUUAAAAUGUAUUUAGCUAAAGGAGUUAGAAUACGACCGCGAACGGCGCAGGCGCAAA